Messenger RNA from Closterium sp. Naga37s-1, 5730 nucleotides. NCBI's taxonomy places the organism in Eukaryota, Viridiplantae, Streptophyta, Zygnematophyceae, Desmidiales, Closteriaceae. The record is from the annotation of a GenBank genome assembly.
AUGGAAGAGUCUGAUUUAUUGGAGAAAGAUCUGAUCGACCGCGAUAAAUUUCGGGGCGGCGAUCGACCUCCAGAGGCUGUUGAUUCUGGAAAAGAUGCCGCGAACGGAAUAGCAACGAAUAACGAAGACAUUGCUAUGGCGGACGCUGACGGCGAAGGCCUUCUCGAGAACGGUGUUGCGGACGCGACCGACGCGGAGCCGGUCGCUGGACCGACGACUGCGGAGGGAGGAAAAGACGAGGAAAUGCGAGACGCGGAAGCGGUGACAGGCGACGGCGACGCGAGCGACGGUCGCGCGAAUGACGUCGAGCGCGUCGACGCGGCCGCUGCGCCUGACGCAGCUGCUGCGACGCCCGCAGGUGCGGACGAAAAUGCGGGUGUCGACGCGGCGGGUGUUGAGGCUGGUGGAAAUAAGCAAGCUGAUGGCGUGGCUAACGGAGUUGACGGCGAGGGGGGAACGGAGGGCGCGGAGGAGCAAGAAGGGAAGAGUGGCGAGGCGAAGGAGCAGCGGGCUGAUGAGACGCGCGACGACGGUGGGUUGGAGGAAAAAGCGGUGAAGGCGGAAGAGAAAGCGGAAGCGAAACCGGAGGACCAAGCGGAAGAGAAAGCGGGAGAAAAAAUGGAGGAGGAAUCGGGGGAGGGGGCGGAAGGGAAAGCGGAGGGGAAAGCGGAGGAGGAAGCGGAGGAGGAAGCGGGGGAGAAAGCGGGGGAAAAAGCGGAGGCGGAAGAGAAAGAGGAGGGGAAAGCGGACGAGAGAACGGAAGAGAAGAUAGAAGAGAAAGCAGAAGAGGAAGCGAAAGCGGGAGGAGAGGCGGAAGGGGGUGCGGCGGAAGGAGUGGAGGCGGAAGGGAUGGAAGCGGCAGGCGGAGAAGUGGCAGCAGAAGGGGGAACGGCGUCCGCGACUGAUGCGGGUGAGAAGGCCCGCGACGAGGCGGAGAAGGGGAGCGCGGAGGAGGAGGAAGAGGGGAAGGACGACGAGGAGGGGACUGAGGGGACCGAAGCGAAGGAGGGGGAGGCGGAGAAGGAAGAGGAGGAAGUGGAGGGGGAGGGGGAAAAGGAAGAGGAGGGGGAGGCGGAGAAGGAAGAGAAGGGAAAAGAGGGGAAAGCGGGGAAGGACGCGAAGGAGGGGAAGGGCGAAAAGGAAGAGGACGAGGAAAAGGGGCCGAAAGAGGGGAAGAAGAGCAAGGGGGGAAAGGAGGAGGUGCGGCGGAAGCAGCGGGAGGACAGGCCCGGGCAGGGCGCGGACGGCAGCGACCAGCGCAAGGCAGCAAAGAGCGCGUCCCCCCAUCUCCGCCCCCACGGCACGCCCGCCAAGGCCUCCGCCAAAGCCCCCCCUUCUCCCGCCACCCCCGCGGCUGGCAGGGCGCGCGCGGGGGAGGAGGAGAGCGGGGGGAGCGAGGACGAGGGGGAGUGGGCGCCAGUGGUGCACGAGCUGGUGUGGGCCAAGGUGCGCUCGCACCCCUGGUGGCCUGCGCGCGUUCUCUCCCCCUCCGAGGCCACCCCGCGCGCGCGCGCGCAGCACCGCUCGGGGCACCUGCUCAUCGGCUUCUACGGCGACCAGACCUUCAACUGGUUGCGCCCCAUGGAUCUGCUGCCAUUCGCGGAGCACUACUGGGACAAGUCGCAGCAGACGCCCAUGAAGCUCUUCUGCCAGGCCGUGGCGGAGGCCCUCGUGGAGCUGGACGACCAGGUCGCCAAGGGGCUGCUGCACGGCGCCCCGCCCUCCACCCUUGCUGCACAGCACCGCCGCGUCAACCCCACCGUCAUGCUAUCCUACCUGCGAGCCACGGCCCGCAAUCCCAUCGGCGGGCACCGCGACGCACUGCUGGCGGCAGUGCUGCGGCAGCGGUUCAUGGAAGGGGGCGGGGAGAAGGCGCAGGUGGGGCGCGGGGAGCAGGGCGCGCGCAGGCCCGACCUGGGGGAGCUGUUUCUGGUGGAGGGGCGGCUGGUGGUGCCCGAUGGGGAGGGGGGCGCGGGCGCUGGGGCGAAGGGGAAGAAGAAGGGCGGAGAGAAAGGGGGGAAGCGGAGGGCUCAUGUGGAGGAGGAAGAGGAGGAGGAGAAAGAGGAGGAGCACGAGGAGGAGAAGGUAGAGGAAGAGGAGGAGGAAGAGGAGGUGGUGGUGGUGAAAGAGAAGAAGAAGCGAGGGCGGAAGUGGGAGGAGGAUGAUGAGGAAGUUGAAAUGGGUGAGGAGGAAGAGGAGGAGGACGAGGAAGAGGGGAGGAGGAAGAAGGGGCGAAAGGGCAAGCAGAGGGAGGAGGGCGGAAAGAGGCGUGGGAGGAAGAGAAAGCACGAGGAGGACGAGGAGGAAGAGGAGCAAGAGGAGGAGGAGAAGGAGGAGGAGCAAGAGGAGGAGGCGGGGGAGGAAGAGGGUCUGAAGCGGAGGAAGAAGAAGAUGAGAAGGCGCAAGUCGGAGGGGGGAGCUGGCGAGGAGAGGGAGGGGGAGGAGGGGAAGCGGCGGAGGAGGAAGAAGCGCGUGGUGGACGAGGAGGGCGCGGAGGGGGCUGCAGGGGAGGAGGGAGCCGCGGACGAGGGAGCAGGGGGGGAGGAGGAGAGGGUGGGGGCAGGAGUGGCGGCAGGGAAGAAAGAGGGGGAGGGAGAGGCGAAGGAGGGGGCGGAAGGGGCGGAGGAGCAGGGGAAUGAGGGCAAGUCCCCGGUGCACUCGCCGCUGCGCUCACCCGUGCAGUCGCCUGGGGGGGCGGGGGCGGGUGGUGGGGCAGGGGGGCGUGGCAAGGGGCGGCCGAGCAAUGCGCACAAGUGGGCGGUGGAGAUGCAGCGGCUGGGCAUCAAGGCCGCCGCUGAAACCGCACGUGACGACCUGCUGCGCCUUGCUAGGAGCCCCCUGGACCUGGCGGAUCUGAGCGAGACACUGAAGCCCGUGGCAGCAUGGCGCCAGCACACCUUCUGGUUCGCCCGCUCGCACAAACCAGCACCGGCUGCAGCUGCUGCUGCUGCCAGCAAGGGUCCGUGUUUCCUUUCUCCUCUACCCCCUUCCUCUUUCGUUGGUCGCUCGCUCCCUCCACCCACCACCCCGUUGCUCAUGACUGUGCGCUCCUCUCCUUACCUUGCGGUCAAUGCUGUGCUUCUGUUCUGCGCGCCCUCUGUCCGCCCGGCAGGCGAGGCAAAGAAGGCCCCGGCAGGCAAGGCAGGCCCGGAGGCGGCGGGUGAAAAGAGUGCAGCGGUGGAAGAGGCGCAGAGAGAGGUGGGCGCGGAGGGAGGCGCGAGGGUGGAGGCAGAAGGGAAGGCUGCGGAGGAGAAGACGCCUGGCGAGGGUGCUGUGGGUGGCGCUGGGGGCGAGGAGGAGGAGAAGGGGAAGGAGGAGGAGAAGGGGAAGGAGGAGGAAAAGGCGAAGGAAGAGGUGGCUGGUGGUGAAGGUGCUGCUCCGAUGGUGGAGGGAGGGCAGGCGGAGGCAGGCAAAGAGAAGCAGAAGGAUGCGGGUGAGGAGGAGGAGAAGGUUGGAAAGGAAGGGGUAAGUGGGGAGAAGGAGCGUGAGGGUGAAGGGGCGAAGGAGGAGGAGAUGAGUGAGAGGGAGAAGAAGCAAGGCGAGCAGGUGAGGGAGAAGGGGGUGGAGGAGAAGGAAAAGGAGGAGGAGGGAGAGGGAGUGAUAACAGGCGAGGUGGAGGAGGAGGACAGGUGGGAGGAGGAGGCGGAGGAGGAAGAGCCGGUGCCGCGCCCACCCCCACCAGCGGCACCACCACGCAAGGCAGCUGCAGCAGCAGGGGCAGCAGGGGAGGAGGGGGCGGGAGGGGCGGUGCGGCCUCGGGGGCGCACCAAGGCGGAGGUGAAGGCGCGGCGGCAGCAGCGGCUGGUGGACGCCCGCCCUGGCAGUGAGAGCGAGGGGGGCGAGGGCGACGAGGACGAGGACGGGCGCAGCGAUGAGGAGAGGCCUGUGGCAGCGCGGGGCAGGGGGCGUGGCCGUGGGCGCGGGCGGGGGUCGAGAGGAGGGAGGGGCGGGCGGGGCAGAGGAGAGGCAGGAGGGGAGGCAGGGGGGAGAGAGGGGUUGAGUUCAACUGGGAGGGGGAGGGGGAGGGGAAGGGGGAGAGGCAGGGGCAGGGGCAGGGGGCGAGGAGGCGAGGGAGGAGGGGCGGAGGGCGGAGUGGCGGAGGGGGGUGAGUGGGAGGAGGGAAGGCAGCGUGAUGUGGGGGAGGCGGGGCAGGAGAGGGCGUUGCGGCAGCGCAAGGUGGGGGUGCCGGCGCGUGUGGAGGGGGACGCUCUGAGCCCAGAGGGCCGGCGGCGGUCGCUGCAGCAGCUGGCCGCUGCUAAGAGGGAGGCACGCGGCGGGGCAGGCGCUGAUGAAUCGCCCCCCCAUGCGCUUGCGCUGACAACACAAGAUGCCACGUCAGUCCCACCAGGAUGGCAGCAGCCCCACUCCCAUGCCCAGCAGCAGCAGGGGCAGGGUCAGCUGGGUUGGCAACAGGGCUGGCAACAGGGCGGGCAGCAGAGCGGGCAGUUGCAGCAGCAGCAGCAGGGGGGCGGGCAACAGGGGCAGGGGCAGGGGGGCGGGGGCCAGCAGGUGCUGUGCAUGCGGUUCCCGAAGCUCAUGCCGGCGCCCUCAGUGGCGCAGCUGCGCGCCACCUUCGCGCGCUUCGGAGCGCUGCUGGGCGCCAAGCUCAUCAAAUACCAGGGCGUCGCUGAGGUGGUAUUCGAGGACCCGUCGUCAGCGACAACAGCGAUGCACGAGGCCAUGCACGGCUCCUCGCUCUUCGGCUCCUGGGACGUGCAGUUCCGCCUGCGCCCCUACACCGCCUCCAUUGACUCUGCAGUCCCCAUCAGGCCCACAUAUCCCUCCGCCCACACCCCCCCACCCUCCGCCCACGGCCCCCCUCCCUCCGCCCGCACCCCCCCUGCGCGCCUUCCCCCCGCGGCCUCCCCCGCCCCCACUCCCCCGCGCGCCCUCGCCCCUCCCCCGGCCGGUGCUGCCCUCGUGCCCGCCGCCGCUGCUGGCCGCCUCACACCCUCACAGCGCCACAGCCUGCAACUAAUUCAUUCCACCCUCUGCUUCCCACCUCCACCUCUGCCUCGCCCCUCUCUGCACUUCUCCUCUCCUCCUUAUCUUCUCCCCACUCGCAUCUUUCCCCCCGCCCUCUCCGUCCCCUCCCCCCAGGCGAAUCCAGCGCAGGCGGCGCAGAGGCCGGGCAGUGCGGCCUGGAUGGGCACGCCCACCACGCUGGGCCCGUCCACGCGCUCGCUGCUGCCGCGCUCCGCCCUCGCGCUCUCCAAGGACCCCCGCCGACAGUCCCAUGCCCCCGCCGCCGCCGCCACUUCUCCUGGCGCUGCUGCUGGCGGGGGGGGUAUGGCGGGACAGCAAGGCAGGGAGGGGUUGCCUCCUGGGUUUGCAGCAGGGGCAGGGGGAGGGGGGGAUGGAGGAGGAGGGGAUGGGGGAGCAGGAGGUGGCGAUUGGUGGGACGCACAGGACGCCCUCCCCACACCCCCUGUGGAGCCAUCUGCACCCCCUCCCGCUCACACCCCUGCUGCACCACCCUCCCUCCCUUCUACCCCUGCCCCGCUGCCCACCGCCUUCUCUGCCCCUGCUGCUGCCACUGACGGCGCUGCUGCUGCCAUGGUUGCUGCUGGAGGAGCCGGGGCUGGGGAAGGGAGUGGUGGGGUGGGAGGGGCGGGGGCGGUGCCGGACAUAAAGCAGAGCAUGUUCAGCCUGCUGAGCAAGGUGCAGGCCAUCGUGUCGCAGCCCGAGGGGGAGGGGCGUGCAGCACAGGGGGCUGACAGCACCGCGUGA